Molecule: messenger RNA, 5701 nt
Organism: Xenopus tropicalis (tropical clawed frog)
Lineage: Eukaryota; Metazoa; Chordata; Amphibia; Anura; Pipidae
Gene: rps6kc1
Product: ribosomal protein S6 kinase, 52kDa, polypeptide 1
Exons: 16
Coding region: 1302-4502 (1066 amino acids)
Cellular component (GO): organelle; early endosome; cytoplasm
Molecular function (GO): phosphatidylinositol binding; ATP binding
Source: RefSeq, a predicted model, not a curated record
UGUCUUCACUGUCUGCGGCCUCGGUUGCCGGAAAUUGCAAAUGAUGGGAGGACGUAGGGCUCAUAGUGAGGCUGACAGUGAUUGGGUUGUGCGGCGCAUCUUUUGUAUGGGUUAAUUAGGGUCGGUACUGUACGUGUAGGAGCCGGGCACGGCAGGUGUUCAGGCAUGUGAUUGGCUGCUGGGUGUAUAGUAAUAUAGUAAUUACGGUACUGGCUGUGUGUGACAUAUACUAAAUACAUUAUGGCAGGUGUCUGAGUAAUGAUAAUAUCGUAUCAGAAUUAUGUGCUGUAAAUUAUAAAGGGUUCCCAUUGUCUGUAAGGGAAUAUGCACUUUAAACAGGAGUAAUUUGCACUACCAUGUAUUUCCAUUGCUAACAGGCACUGAGCUACUGUAUAUAUCAGUAUAUGUCUGUGAUUGGGCCCAGGGGUAGGUAGUGACAGGGGCACUGAGCUACUGUAUAUAUCAGUAUAUGUCUGUGAUUGGGCCCAGGGGUAGGAAGUGACAGGGGCACUGAGCCACUGUAUAUAUCAGUAUAUGUCUGUGGUUGGGCCCAGGGGUAGGUAGUGACAGGGGCACUGAGCCACUGUAUAUAUCAGUAUAUGUCUGUGGUUGGGCCCAGAGGUAGGUAGUGACAGGGGCACUGAGCUACUGUAUAUAUCAGUAUAUGUCUGUGAUUGGGCCCAGGGGUAGGAAGUGACAGGGGCACUGAGCUACUGUAUAUAUCAGUAUAUGUCUGUGAUUGGGCCCAGGGGUAGGAAGUGACAGGGGCACUGAGCCACUGUAUAUAUCAGUAUAUGUCUGUGGUUGGGCCCAGGGGUAGGAAGUGACAGGGGCACUGAGCUACUGUAUAUAUCAGUAUAUGUCUGUGAUUGGGCCCAGGGGUAGGUAGUGACAGGGGCACUGAGCCACUGUAUAUAUCAGUAUAUGUCUGUGGUUGGGCCCAGGGGUAGGUAGUGACAGGGGCACUGAGCUACUGUAUAUAUCAGUAUAUGUCUGUGAUUGGGCCCAGGGGUAGGAAGUGACAGGGGCACUGAGCUACUGUAUAUAUCAGUAUAUGUCUGUGAUUGGGCCCAGGGGUAGGAAGUGACAGGGGCACUGAGCCACUGUAUAUAUCAGUAUAUGUCUGUGAUUGGGCCCAGGGGUAGGAAGUGACAGGGGCACUGAGCCACUGUAUAUAUCAGUAUAUGUCUGUGGUUGGGCCCAGGGGUAGGAAGUGACAGGGGCUGAUGUGGCUGGUCAAUGGCAGAGAGCAGGGGAGGUGAUGAAGGUGUGAAGGUCUCUCUCUGGGGUUAUAGCUGGGAAUGAUGAUCUCCCACAGAGACACAGGGGACCUGGCACGCUUCUACACCGUCACCGAUCCCAGGAGGCACCAGAAAGGCUUCACCAUCUAUAAAGUCACCGCACGGAUUGUGUCGCGGAAGAAUCCUGAGGAUGUUCAGGAGAUAGUUGCUUGGAAGCGAUACAGUGACUUCAAGAAACUACACAGAGAUCUCUGGCAAAUCCACAAGAAUCUCUUCCAGCAGCAAGAGCUCUUUCCCCCGUUUGCCAAAGCAAAACUCUUUGGGAGGUUUGAUGAGAGUGUGAUUGAGGAGAGAAGGCAGUGCGCCGAAGAUUUGCUCCAGUUCUCCGCCAACAUCCCAGCGCUCUAUAACAGCAGCCAGCUGGAAGAUUUUUUUAAGGGUGGAGAGGUGCAUGAUGGAUCUGAUCUGAUAGGCCCAGCAGAACCUCUUACAGAUUUGACAGACAGCAUUUCAGAUUGCAGCUCUGACGUGAGAAAGGAUUCAUGUGCGCUUGAUGACCUGACUUUUACCAGCGUAUCUGAAUGUGGAGGUCUCUCCAGUGACAGUGACUUGAUCUCUUUGACGGUGGAUAGAGACUCUUUGUCUGGGAUAGAUGAUGGAAUGGCCUCCAAUCAGACUUCACCUAGUAAAUUCCUUGGGGUUCUUCCAUCCCCUGAGUCUAGCAUUCAAAGCGUCUUUGCCUCUAGUCAUGAGGGGGCCAAAGCUGAGGGAGAAAGAGAUAGACGAAGCUCCUUUCCAGCGAGGCUAAAGCAGAAGCUGAUCAAGCCUGACUACCUGACCAAGGCUGGCUCACUGAUAACCAUGGCCAUGAAGAAGGAGUCAGAGCAGGACUAUGGAUCUGCCAUUGAGUUUUACAAGAAAGGCGUUGAUCUUCUCUUGGAAGGUGUACAAGGAGAGCCAAGUCCGACACGGCGGGAAGCGGUGAAAAAGAAGACUGCCGAGUAUCUGAUGCGUGCGGAAAGUAUCUCCAGCCUGUGCCUUAAGCGCUCGCCAGAGGAGCUUAGUGCUCCUCCAGGAGCACUAAGUUCAAGGCCCUCUUGGAACCUAAGGAGUCCUGCAGAGGAACUGAAGGCCUUCAGAGUCCUUGGGGUGAUUGACAAGGUUUUACUUGUUUUGGAUACAAAGACACAGGAGACCUUUAUUCUAAAAGGUCUGAGAAAAAGCGAGCACUGUGCAACCAGAAAGACUAUCAUUCCCCGCUGCGUGCCCAACAUGGUGUGUCUGCGGGAGUACAUCAUCUCAGAAGAGUCGGUGUUCCUUGUGCUUCAACAUGCAGAAGGUGGGAAAUUAUGGAACUACUUGAGUAAAUUUUUUAGUAUUAGUGCUGAAGAAAGCUUUGAUAUUCCUCCCUCCAAGAGCUCCAAUUCAGAUGAAGACCUUCUAAAACAUCUUGCUCCUUGCUCUAAAAGCAGCCUCGACUCCAGGGGAAGCAGUGAUAGAAACAUGCUGUCAGUGCAACCGCUGCAAAGUAGCUUUACACUGAGCUCACAAGACGACAGUAGCACCCAAGACGAGGAAGGAAGGGAAAGUCCUCUUAAGUGGGCUGAUUCCGCAUCAAGUUCUGACGAGGAGUGUACCACAAGCUAUCUAACCCUCUGCAGAGAGUACAGCCAGGAGAAGGUGGAACCUGACACAAUAAGUGUAGAGCCUUUACUUAGCCUGGAUGAACAGGGAGAUACCCCCCAAGACUUUAUAGAUUUGGAAGAGCCACAUUGCACAACUUACAAUGCUUUAAAGUCUCAGAUGACUUGCGAGGAACCUUUAUUUAAUGACGAGAGUGGACACAGUGCGCCAAAGCCAAUUAUGAUGGCUGACGCACUGCGAAAAUCGAGGGACAGUCCCAUGGAAUUUUUCCGAAUUGACAGUCGGGAAAGCAACAGUGAUUUUGGAGAUCAUGGCUCAAAGGCAGGAACUGUUGAGCCAUAUCCCCCUUUCCAAGAUGAUCUUGAUGAUAAUGAAUUUGAGCCAGAAAGACCACAUGUUGGCACCUCCGUUAAAAUCACUCAUGAUGCAAUAAGCAGGGGCUCAAAUGAUUCUGUUCCGGUCAUUUCCUUCAAAGAUGCCGCUUUAGAUGACAUUUGCAGCAUCGACGAAGGAAGGCCAGACCUUCUAGUCAACCUGCCUGGCACUGAACAAAUGGACGAAACUCAAGUCGUUUUUCAGAACAACAUUUUGGAAACUGAUAUAAUAGAGCCCAAGCUUUUAGAAACCCCCGAUGUUUUACUGGUUAAUAACAGUUUGGAGCAAUUAACGGGGCUUGAUGCAAAUCCACUUGAGACUGUUGAGCAAACAUGGGGCCCCCAUUCACAAAUCAUUGAACAAUGUCAAGUCAACGCGAACAACAAGGAAUCUUCUGCAUCUGCUCCUAUUGAGCCAUUAGAAUCAAGGGGUGCUUUGAGUGAUUUAGACACCUUAUUACCAGCAUCGUUGACUUUUCCUUUACCAUAUUCCACUGAUACCGAAGGGAUCUCCCAAGUUCCUUGUGAGAGCUCUUCAGAUGUAAAAAACGUCUGUGGUCCUCAAGAAACACUGCCUUUGGCCAAUUCCGAUGAGUUAACUUCUACCCUGGUGCAGCUAAAGAUCAAAAUUGAGGAUACAGAUGCAGCCAUUGAUGGCAAAAGGGAAUUUCGGGAGGAGAAGGAGAUCCAUAAACUGUUCCAGGAACUUGAUGCCAAACUGUCAGCCGCAUCUAACGUUAUCAUCCCGGAGACCUGCAUUCAGAGAUGGGCCGCAGAAAUAGUUCUGGCUCUCGACGCUCUACAUGGGGAAGGAAUAGUGUGUCGCGAUUUGAACCCAAACAACAUCUUAUUGAAUGAUAGAGGACACAUUCAGCUAACGUAUUUCAGCAGGUGGAGUGAGGUUGAAGAUUCGUGUGACAGCGAUGCAAUAGAGAAAAUGUACUGUGCCCCAGAGGUCGGAGGGAUAUCGGAGGAGACGCAGGCCUGUGAUUGGUGGAGUUUGGGCGCUCUUCUCUUUGAACUUCUCACCAGGAAGGCCCUGGCAGAGUGCCACCCAGCAGGAAUAAACACCCACACGACUGUGAGCGUGCCCGAGUACGUGUCCAAGGAAGCCCGUGCUCUCGUGCAGCAGCUUUUGCAGUUCAACCCAAUGGAGCGACUUGGUGCUGGAGUUGCAGGAGUUGAAGACAUCAAAUCUCAUCCUUUCUUUGCUGGUGUCGAUUGGGCGGAGCUUGCAAGAUGAAACUUUUUUUUUACGUGUCGUUAAAUAGGAACAGUCAUUCGCUUCAGUUGGACCCGUACAUAGGAAGAGCAAUGAGAGCAAAGGUUCUAAUAAUGUUUUGCCACUGAAUUUGACCUACUUGGGGAGAAGUGAUGCAAACAGUGCUGUGCGUUUCUCACUUACACACCUCUCUGUUGACCUAGCAACAUUACUCAAGUUACAGUAUGAGAUAUCAACGUUUACAGUAAAACGUAUGGUGAGAUAGAAUGGAAGGGAUAGAAUGUUUUGCAUGUUGCUUGGUGUGAAUCCAAGCAAUAUCAAUAUUUACAGUAGAACAAAGUAUGGUGAGAUAGAAUGAAAGGGAUAGAAUGUUUUGCAUGUUGCUCGGUGUGAAUCUGAGCGAUAUAAAUAAUUACAGUAUAACAAAGUAUAGUGAGAUAGAAUGAAAGGAAUAGAAUGUUUGCUGUUGCUCGGUGUGAAUCCAAGGAUACAAAGAUUUUCAGUAGAUCAAUGUAUGGUGAUAUAGAAUGAACGGGAUAGAACAUUUUGCAUGUUGCUCGGUGUGAAUCUGAGCGUUAUCAAUAUUUACAGUAGAACAAAAUAUGGUGAGAUAGAAUGAAAAGGAUAGAUUUUUUGCUGUUGCUCGGUGUGAAUCCAAGAUAUACCAAGAUUUACAGUAGAACAAAGUGUAGUGAGAUAGAAUGAACAGGAUAGAACAUUUUGCUGUUGCUUGGUGUGAAUCUGAGGGAUACCAAGAUUUACAGUAGAACAAAGUGUGGUGAGAUAGAAUGAACGGGAUGGGACAUUUUGCUGUUGCUUGGUGUGAAUCCGAGGGAUACCAAGAUUUACAGUAGAACAAAAGUGUAGUGAGAGAAUGAAAUGGAUAGAAUGUUUUGCUGUUGCUUAACAUGAAUCCAAGGGCUAGAUCAGACAUUAAAUAGGAAUGCGGAACCUAGAACGCUUCAGAAUGCUGCAGGUUGAACGUCCUGUGUAUAUACUGAAAAUACAUUUUAUCCAUUGCACAAUCCAAUAUGCCCUUUGUACUUUUAUCUACCUUCUCCCACCAAGGGGCCCCCUGUGAUGCAAGUCCCUCCCCUGUUGCUUUGGAUCUCGUAUGCAAAGGACACCCUUCUCCCACGCAAGGGGUUAAUAGGUGAAACUAGAACUAAAUGACACCUUGCAACAAUUAGACUAUAAUAAAGACAUUUAUUGGUUGUAGA